CCCAUCUCACUCAUUUAAACCACCACCUCCUCCUCCCCUCCCCAUCCAUCAAACCACCAACUCUACCAACUAAACAGCCCACCACCAAAAUGGGCGGCGACCUCAACCUCAAAAAAUCAUGGCACCCCUCCCUCCUCCGAAACCAAGAGCGCGUAUGGGCAGAAGAAAAACGCGCUCUCGAAGAACGCAAACGCAUCGACCAACUCCGUCGCGAACGCGACGAAGAGCGCCAAAUCCAAGAACUCCAACGCUUGCAUGAAGAUUCAGGGAAACCGAAACAAAUCCAGCGGGUGGAUUGGAUGUAUCAGGAGCCGUCAGGACAGGGGGGCAUGUACGGCGAGGAAAUGGAGGGGUAUUUGUUGGGGAAGAGACGGAUUGAUGGGAUUUUGUUGAAGGGUGGGGAGACGGAGGGGUUGAAGAAGGGGGCUGAGGUGGGAGUUGCGAUGCAGGCGCAAGAUGGGGGGGUUGCGUCGGGGACAAAUCCCAGGGAUACGAUGGCUAAGGUGUUGGCGGAUCCGUUGUUGGAGAUUAGGAAGAGGGAACAGGCGGCUGUGGAGGGGAUGGUUAAAGAGGUGGUUAGGAGGGGGAGAGGGAGAGUAGGAGGGGGGGAGAGGAGGAGUCAUAGGGAUAGAGAGUCCAGGCGGUAUCGGUCUAGGUCGCCUGAGGAGAGGAGGGAGAGGAAUCAUAGGGAUAGAGAUGGAAGGAGGAGUGACCGUGAUCGUGAUCGCAGGGACAGGGACAGGGACAGAGAUGAUGAUAGGCGCAGAGACAGAGACGACAAAGACUACCGGUCCAGACAUCGCGAUCAUCGCGAAGAACGCUAUGACCGGUCUACUCGCCGGGGAUCGCUACAGGACCGCUCGCCUGAGCGUCAUCACUCUGACAGACGCCGGGACGAUAGGAGAGACACUGAUGGGUACAGAGAUACUCGGGACAGAGAUUCGCGGGACGACCGCAGAGACAGACCUCGCUAUCAGGAUAGAAGGGAUUACCGGGGUCCCAGAGACUCGUACCAACGCGAAAGAGCCCCCAAGGUCAGCGCGGAAGAAGCAGAGCAGAAGCGCAAGGCACAGGAGGAAGAGCGUCAGCGCAAACUAGCAGAAAUGCAGUCGAACGCGAGCGAGAUGGAGGAUUCUCGGCGACAGCGCAUUGCCGAGGUCACGGCCAUGGAGGAGAAGAAGCUCGAAGAGGAUGAGAAACACCGCUCUGACAAGGGUCGGUUCGUGGGUGGUCUCCAUCGACAGCUGCAGGAAGACAGUCUGGAUGAUCGCAUCAAGCGCAGUCGUGGUGGGCUGGCUCGGCUGGAUGAGGAUUGAACUGAUGGGAUUCCCCUCCCCUGUGCUCUGGAAGCACUCCAGCUCGUAUGGCAUGAUGGCAGUUCCUCUAUCACGUUAACAAAUUGAUGUAUCAUAUACCAGUUUCUUUUAUUUUGAGCCUUGGCAAUGCAAUAAUUACCUACAACUAAUAGUAACAAGAAUGAACACAGUAAAGGAAAUAUC
Molecule: messenger RNA, 1499 nt
Organism: Aspergillus sclerotioniger CBS 115572
Lineage: Eukaryota; Fungi; Ascomycota; Eurotiomycetes; Eurotiales; Aspergillaceae
Gene: cwc25
Product: U2-type spliceosomal complex subunit CWC25
Exons: 3
Coding region: 90-1316 (408 amino acids)
Biological process (GO): mRNA splicing, via spliceosome
Cellular component (GO): U2-type spliceosomal complex
Source: RefSeq, a predicted model, not a curated record